Pollicipes pollicipes is the source of this 981-nucleotide messenger RNA. Its product is annotated as protein arginine N-methyltransferase 3-like. Gene Ontology annotation, biological process: peptidyl-arginine methylation, to asymmetrical-dimethyl arginine; chromatin remodeling. Gene Ontology annotation, molecular function: histone methyltransferase activity; protein-arginine N-methyltransferase activity. The transcript has 5 exons. Gene Ontology annotation, cellular component: nucleus. The coding region runs from base 52 to 843 and encodes 263 amino acids. NCBI's taxonomy places the organism in Eukaryota, Metazoa, Arthropoda, Thecostraca, Pollicipedomorpha, Pollicipedidae. The record is from RefSeq and is a predicted model, not a curated record.
GCGCGGGCCGCUCGGUGCUCGACCUCGGCUGCGGCAACGGCCAUCCUCUCCAUGUUCUGCGCGCGCGCCGGCGCCGCCGAGGUGGUCGGCGUCGACCGGUCCGAGGUCAUCUACGACGCCAUGGAUAUAGUCAGGGAGAACGGUCUCUCCGACGUGGUGAAGUUGGUGAAGGGUCGGCUGGAGGAGAUGGUGCUGCCCGGCGGACGCGACCGGCGCUUUGACGUCAUAGUGUCCGAGUGGAUGGGCUAUUUCCUGCUGUUCGAGGGCAUGCUGGACUCGGUGCUGUACGCGCGGGACCACCUGCUGGCCGACGGCGGCACCCUCAUGCCCAACCGCUGCACUAUGAGCUUGGUGGCCGUAUCCGACAUGGAACGGUACGACCAUCUGCUGUCGUUUUGGUCGGACGUGUACGGCUUCCGGAUGAGCUGUCUGCGGGCAGAGGUGCUGCAGGGAGGCCAGUGUGGAGGUGGUGCCGGCUGCCGCCAUCUGCUCCGACCCCUGCCAGAUCAAGCAGCUCGACCUCAACACGAUCACUGUGGCCGACACCGAGUUCACGGCGCCGUUCUCGGUGCGUGUGACGCGCGCGUGCCGCGUAACGGCGCUGGUCGGUUACUCUUCGACACCCACUUCGAUCUGCCGAUCGCGGUCGGCUUCAGCACGGGGCCGCAGGCGCCGUCCACCCACUGGAAGCAGACCGUGUUCUACCUAGAGCAGCCGGUCAGCGCUGACGCAGGCGACACGAUAGAUGGCACGCUGUUCUGCGGCCGGGACCGCAAGGACCCGCGCUCCCUGCGCGUGACACUGACCACCGGCGGCCGGAGCCAGUCCUACCGCGUCUCAUAGCGGCGGCUCGACGUCCGGCGCUCAGGCAGAGGUCGGUGAGCUGGUAGCCCUCCGCCCGUCCGUCCCAGCUGGCGCCGGCGACGACGCAGAAGGCAGGCUGUGCAUUUGUAUCGUUGUUUGUCGUGCAAUACAAAUCAC